AGCAGAAGAAGAAGAAAUCGAAGAAGAAGAAGAAGAAGAAGUUGGCCAACAUGGCGGCGCUGUACAAGCUGUCUCUGAAUCUGGACAGGCUACUGUCUGUGAAGUUUGCUCCAUGCCGGUCCGGAUGCUGUGCAGUGACGAGCCGAGCUCUGUACUCUGCUGUUGUUAAUACCAAUGAAAAGACUUUUGAUAAGAUCCUUAUCGCCAACAGAGGAGAAAUUGCUUGCAGGGUGAUGAAAACAUGUAAGAAGAUGGGCAUCCGGACUGUAGCUGUUCACAGCGACGUUGACUCCAGUGCUGUUCAUGUAAAAAUGGCAGACGAAGCAGUCUGUGUCGGCCCCGCCCCCACCAGUAAGAGCUACCUGAAUAUGGACGCCAUCAUGGAUGCCAUCAGACUGACUGGAGCUCAGGCUGUUCAUCCUGGAUAUGGGUUUCUUUCUGAAAAUAAAGAAUUUGCAAAGCGCCUCGCUGCAGAGGGUGUGACGUUCAUCGGCCCAGACACUCAUGCCAUCCAGGCCAUGGGGGAUAAAAUCGAGAGCAAACUGAUUGCUAAGACAGCUAAGGUCAACACCAUCCCAGGAUUUGAUGGAGUUGUCAAGACUGCAGAAGAUGCUGUGAAGAUUGCACAACAAAUUGGCUAUCCAGUAAUGAUCAAAGCUUCUGCAGGAGGAGGAGGAAAAGGGAUGAGGAUUGCGUGGAAUGAUGAAGAGACAAGGGAAGGUUUCCGUUUCUCUUCCCAAGAAGCUGCCUCCAGUUUUGGAGAUGAUCGGUUAUUAAUAGAGAAGUACAUAGAUAAUCCCAGACACAUAGAGAUUCAG
Molecule: messenger RNA, 818 nt
Organism: Austrofundulus limnaeus
Lineage: Eukaryota; Metazoa; Chordata; Actinopteri; Cyprinodontiformes; Rivulidae
Product: propionyl-CoA carboxylase alpha chain, mitochondrial
Cellular component (GO): mitochondrion
Molecular function (GO): propionyl-CoA carboxylase activity; metal ion binding; ATP binding
Source: RefSeq, a predicted model, not a curated record